Suncus etruscus (white-toothed pygmy shrew) is the source of this 1810-nucleotide messenger RNA. RefSeq names its product signal peptide peptidase like 2A (gene SPPL2A). Gene Ontology annotation, biological process: membrane protein proteolysis. The record is from RefSeq and is a predicted model, not a curated record. Gene Ontology annotation, molecular function: aspartic endopeptidase activity, intramembrane cleaving. Gene Ontology annotation, cellular component: lumenal side of endoplasmic reticulum membrane; Golgi-associated vesicle membrane; lysosomal membrane. The transcript is spliced from 15 exons. Bases 41 to 1591 code for a protein of 516 amino acids. NCBI's taxonomy places the organism in Eukaryota, Metazoa, Chordata, Mammalia, Eulipotyphla, Soricidae.
UCCGCCCCGCCGCGUCGCGCCACUGGGCGCUCACACUCCGAUGGGACCGCAGCCCCGCGCCACCGUCGCGCUGCUCUGGGGCUUCCUGCUCCCGCUGAUAGCUGCUCAGGAAGCAAUCUUGCACGCGUCUGGAAAUGGUAAUUCCUCGCAGUCUAAGGACUACUGCAUGCUCUAUUACCCUGAGCUGACAACUCUGCCAAGCUCCCUGGAAAAUGCAACUUCCAUAAGUUUGGUGAACCUGACAGAGGCAUCACUGUGCAAGCCUUCUGAUAUUCCUCCUGAAGGAAUAAUGGACAAAGCAGUUGCAGUACAGUUGGGUGCCUGCAGUUUUCUGGAAAAGGCCAGGAUUGCACAGGAGGGUGGCGCUAGAGCUUUGUUGCUCGCCAACAAUAGUGUUCAACUUCACCACUUAGGGAACAAAUCUGAGUUUCAUGAUCUGAAAAUACUGCUUGCAUUUAUAAAAAACAAAGACCUGGCGGAUAUGUAUCAGACUCUUGGCAAUAACAUUACCGUGAAAAUGUAUUCUAUAUUAUGGCCUAACAUUGAUUAUACUAUUGCGAUUGUUGUAUUAAUUACUGUAUUCACUGUGGCAUUAGGAGGAUACUGGAGUGGAGUAGUUGAAUGGGAACAGAUGAAGGCAGUGAGAAACACUGAAGAUAGAGAAAAGAGCCAGAAAAAAGAUUCUGCAGCUCUAACACCUCUAACAAUUGUGAUGUUUGUGGUCCUUUGCUGUGUUAUGAUGGUCUUACUAUAUUUCUUCUACAAAUGGUUGGUUUAUCUCAUUAUAGUAAUUUUCUGCAUGGGAUCAUCAGUUGGUCUAUACCACUGUCUGGCUGCAUUGAUUUCUAAAGUACCUUGUGGACAAUGCAAAUUCACAUGUCGUGGCAAAACCAUUGAAGUGAGACUUAUUUUUCUUGCUAUUCUAUGCAUAGCAGUAGUUGUCGUUUGGUUCGUGUUUCGGAAUAAAGACAGGUGGGCUUGGAUUUUACAGGAUAUCUUGGGGAUUGCUUUCUGUCUGCAUUUCAUUAAAACAGUGAAGAUGACCAACUUCAAGUCAUGUGUGAUGCUUCUGAGCCUUCUUCUCAUCUACGAUGUAUUUUUUGUUUUCUUAACACCAUACAUCACAAAGAAUGGCGAGAGUGUCUUGGUUGAAGUUGCAGAUGGACCUUUUGGGAGUAACGAAAAGAUACCGAUACUCAUCAAGAUUCCUAAGCCGGCCUUUUUCUCAGUAAUGAGUACGUGCUCCCUGCCAUUUUCAUUGGUGGGUUUUGGAGACAUAGUUGUGCCAGGUUUGUUGGUUGCAUACUGUAGAAGAUUUGAUGUUCACAAUGGUUCUUCUGUAUACUACAUUUCUUCCACAAUUGCCUAUGCUGUUGGAAUGAUAGUCACAUUUGUUGCUUUGGUGCUGAUGGAAAAGGGACAACCUGCCCUCCUCUAUUUAGUACCUUGCACACUCAUCACUGUCGCAGUUGUUGCUUGGAUACGUAAGGAAAUGAAAAUGUUCUGGAAAGGUAGCAGCUAUCAGAUCAUGAACAACACAGUAACCGAAGAAAAUCCUAUAACAGCUGAUGAACAGACAGUCCAACACUGACAUUGUUCAGACCUGUCAUAAUGUGCCACCUGACUUUCUCCAGUAUGACUGUUUAAAUUCUGAAUUGACAAUCUGAGAGAAUCUUCCUUCAUAUGCUUGCAAAUAUAUUUUUUUAUGAACUGGUAUUGACAAUUAUAAAUAAAAUAUUUUCUGUAGCUAUGUUAAAGCUGUGCCUUCACAUUAAAUAAAAGCAUAUGGCCUGUAAAAUGUUUAAAUUUA